This is a messenger RNA of Arabidopsis lyrata subsp. lyrata, 1857 nucleotides long. Its product is annotated as molybdate-anion transporter. The record is from RefSeq and is a predicted model, not a curated record. NCBI's taxonomy places the organism in Eukaryota, Viridiplantae, Streptophyta, Magnoliopsida, Brassicales, Brassicaceae. Gene Ontology annotation, molecular function: molybdate ion transmembrane transporter activity. Bases 166 to 1554 code for a protein of 462 amino acids. The transcript has 7 exons. Gene Ontology annotation, biological process: molybdate ion transport. Gene Ontology annotation, cellular component: membrane.
GAAUUAGAGAGAGGCAAAGGCAUACACACUUAUUAUUAUUAUUAGUCGGCAUUUAAAUCAACGAUUUAUUAGUUAAUAAUAUUAAUACACUAACUUGCACACACUCUACAAAUCUGAAAUCACAAGUCUCUCUCUCAUCAUCUUCUGCGAGAUCUGAUCGUAUCAAUGGAGAUCUUCUACUUCGUGGUGUUCGGUGGGUUGGCUGCGAUCGUCGCCGGCUUGGAGCUGAGCAAAUCGAACAAAGACCGCAUUAACACCUCCUCCGCCUUCAACUCCUUCAAGAACAACUAUCUCCUCGUCUACUCUCUCAUGAUGGCUGGGGACUGGUUGCAGGGUCCCUAUGUGUACUAUCUCUAUAGCACUUAUGGCUUCGGCAAGGGGGAGAUCGGUCAGCUCUUUAUUGCUGGUUUCGGAUCUUCCAUGUUGUUUGGCACCAUUGUUGGAUCUCUUGCCGACAAACAGGGUCGCAAGCGAGCUUCUAUCACCUACUGCAUUACCUACAUUCUCAGCUGUAUCACCAAACAUUCUCCCCAGUACAAAGUUUUGAUGGUCGGUCGUGUUCUUGGUGGUAUCGCUACUUCUCUCCUUUUCUCUGCCUUCGAAUCCUGGCUUGUCGCUGAGCACAACAAGAGAGGCUUCGAGCAGCAGUGGCUCUCUCUCACUUUCUCCAAGGCUAUCUUCCUCGGUAAUGGAUUAGUCGCCAUCAUUGCUGGCCUCUUUGGCAAUUUCCUUGUCGAUUCUCUCGCCCUUGGUCCUGUUGCUCCUUUCGAUGCUGCUGCUUGCUUCCUUGCUAUUGGUAUGGCCGUUAUUAUUUCAUCUUGGUCCGAAAACUAUGGUGAUCCCUCUGAAAACAAAGACCUUCUUACCCAGUUCAAGAACGCUGCAUCUGCCAUUGCUUCUGAUGAGAAGAUCGCAUUGCUUGGUGCCAUACAGUCUCUCUUCGAAGGCUCCAUGUACACCUUUGUGUUUCUCUGGACUCCUGCUUUGAGCCCAAACGAAGAGGACAUUCCACAUGGUUUCAUUUUUGCAACAUUCAUGCUGGCUUCCAUGCUUGGUAGCUCCAUUGCCUCUCGUUUGUUGGCACAUUCGGCUCCAAAAGUAGAGAGCUAUAUGCAGAUCGUAUUUGUGAUUUCUUCUACAGCUCUAAUGCUUCCUGUUGUAACAAGCUUCUUGGUGGCGCCCUCAGGUGUAAAAGGUGGAAGCAUAUCAUUCUCUGGAUGCAUUCAGUUAAUGGGUUUCUGCACUUUUGAAGCGUGUGUAGGAAUCUUCUGGCCAUCUAUAAUGAAGAUGAGAUCGCAAUACAUUCCAGAGGAAGCUAGAAGCACCAUCAUGAAUUUUUUCCGCAUCCCACUCAACAUCUUUGUCUGCCUUGUAUUGUACAAUGUUGACGCGUUUCCAAUGACCGUGAUGUUUGGAAUGUGCUCUGUAUUCCUUUUUGUGGCCUCUAUAUUGCAGAGGAGGUUGAUGAAUGUAGCCGAGAUCCACAAGUCAAGAUCACAAGAGUGGUCAGCAGAAAAGGAGAUGACCUCAGAAGCUGACCCCCUAAACCCAUAAUAACCAAACCUCUCAUGACAUAAAAAAAAGAGGAAACGCCGUUCCGUCUUCUCUUGAUGAUUUUUCUACUUGUCUUAAUACGUUCGUUGGUCAUAAAGUCUUUCCACUUGUUUAGUUAUAUUUGGAUUUUGUGCCUUCACCAGAUGUAGCAAACACCCUAAUACCUCUGCACGUCAGCUUAUUUGGGCUCUGGCCACUAUUCUUCUUAAAUCUUUCAACUUUCUUUUGUGCCUCAAAAACAAUCUUUAUAAGUCACGAUAUUGGCCCUGAACCAUAGAAAUGCAGAUUCAUUAGUGCUGUUUU